Molecule: messenger RNA, 4195 nt
Organism: Boleophthalmus pectinirostris (great blue-spotted mudskipper)
Lineage: Eukaryota; Metazoa; Chordata; Actinopteri; Gobiiformes; Gobiidae
Gene: znf219
Product: zinc finger protein 219
Exons: 6
Coding region: 149-3577 (1142 amino acids)
Biological process (GO): regulation of DNA-templated transcription
Cellular component (GO): nucleus
Molecular function (GO): DNA-binding transcription factor activity, RNA polymerase II-specific; RNA polymerase II cis-regulatory region sequence-specific DNA binding
Source: RefSeq, a predicted model, not a curated record
AUUUAAUUCUGGUGAAACGUAAUCAUGACGUGUCGUGUCAUUAAUCUCUUCGCCGCCUCUCCCGAGACUGAAGGAGGAGGCUGCUGCAGUGUGUCCGUCCAGAUUCGAGCCCCUGAAGAAUGGCAUAACAUCGCACACACUGACGAGGAUGGAUUCUCCGCCAGAGUGUCUCCUGUCUCUCUCCCAUGACCUCCCCCAGUCUCCCCCCACUCUGCCUUCUCUGGACCACAGCCCCCAAGCUCAGCCCUCUCCUCCAGAAAGCCCCACUAUCCUACCUCUGCAGAGCCCUACGCCCUCCCCCAGAAGCCCCAGCACCACCCCCUCCUUCCCUCUCUCCCCCUACGCCCUCGACCCGGAUGAAAACCACCAGGACUGUACCGAAAACGAUGACGAAGAAAGCCUGGAUGGCGUUCCCGCUUCUCCCACUCCUGCCGUGGCUCUGUUUCCUGGAGGAGGAGGGGGCCAAGAGGCAGCACGUAGCCCCAUCUUGGACUCCUCUCCCCCGGCCACUCCGUCCGCACCUCCCCUCGGCUUUGGCGCUCUGGAGGUUGCUCUUUCUUCCGGACAAAAGAUCGCAGACGAACUGGAUCUCCAACUUUUCCAGAAGGACAGUAUCGCGACCAAACCUCAUCCAGGAGUUACUGCGUCUACCGCAGGUCCGGCGUUGAGAUUUCCGUGUAACGUUUGUGGGAAAAGAUUUCGUUUUCAGAGUAUUUUAUCGCUCCACGCUCGGGCGCACACUUUGGACCGGAGGGCGUCUGCGAUCUACCGGACUGGGUUGCCUUCUGCACCUCUAAAACAACAUCUCAAACAAAAUCUCAAAGAAUCAAUCCACAGAAGUCAAUCAAACCAGCGCUUACUGCCAGCUAAUAUUAUCCAUUUGACGCAAGAUGAUGAGUCGGAUAUCAAGGAAUUUGAUGGUCUGCAUCCUGAUCCAAAUCAAAAUUUUCUGUUGGAUGUAAGCACGGCACUCACACCUCCAUUGACAGAAGAUCCCAUAACCUCUCCGUAUUCCUCUAUUCAGAUUGGAGAAGGUGCUUCAACUCCAACUGCGCCCACUUUCCGAUGCCACGCCUGCAAGGGAAAAUUCCGCACAGCUUCCGAGUUGGCGCGUCACGUCCGAAUCCUCCACAACCCCUAUAAAUGCACUCUUUGCCCCUUCUCAGCUAGCCAAGAAGAAAUUUUAGCAUCGCAUUUGCAGGAGAGUCAUCCAAUCCGUGAAGCUCCACCUCUAUAUAUGUCGAGACCGAUUGUAGCGAGCCCGGAAACGCCUGUCCCAACUCCUUCGCACACCCCUGCUCCUAGCCAAACUGUAGCUUCGUCAGGUGCGACGGGUGCAAACUCUUCCGCGGUGCCUGCUUUCCGAUGCGAAACCUGCGGACAGCGCUUCACCCAGUCCUGGUUCUUGAAGGGACACAUGCGGAAACACAAAGAUUCCUUGGAUCACAAAUGCCAGGUGUGUGGGCGUGGUUUCAAAGAGCCGUGGUUCCUUAAAAAUCACAUGAAAGUCCACCUUAACAAACUCGGACUUAAAUCUGCGCUGUCCGGCUCACCUGGUGCAGUUUCUAACGCUGAACAACAAGCUAAAAACGCUCAAAGUAACCAGCUGAAUGCAUUGUAUUCGAGUUUGCUUCUUGCUCAACGCGGAGGAGGCAGGGGGCGAACUGAUAGAGAGAGCAGAUUGGGAAUGGGUCCGAGUAAGUCUGCCAUUUUGGGAUAUUUGGGGUUGCCUAGCGAUGGUAGCGGGGGUAGUUGUAUGGAAAGGCUACAAGCUGUUGCGCAGGUGGCAGAAAUGGGGAAUGGUAGCAGUAUUAGCGGACAGGGAGCAGAGCAGAGAAAGGCCAGCAAUAGCGAAAAUCCCACCUUGAUUUCCGAGGCCAACGACCAAGCGGCGUGGUGGCAACUUGUAGCUCGGAGCAUCGCUGUAGCUCAACAGCAACAGCAGUCAAGACCCCAACCUCGAAGUCAGAGAGCCCCAGGACGCAGCUCUGUCAUCGGGGAGGCCAAUCAAGUCCGUGGGGGUUACCUCGGAGGAGUGAGCCAGAGGGAAGAGUCGGGAAGUGCUUUGCGUAAUGGAGGGUCUUGGGAAUGCCCCGAUUGUGGAAAACUCUUCGCAAGUCUGCAGCAGGUGGUGGUCCAUGCCAGGGUGCACGCUCAGAGAGGACAGAAAUCGGGUAAUGAUGAAGAAGGGAUGGGGAAAGGUCACGGAGGAGGAGUGGGAGGAGGAAUAGGAGGAGGAAUAGGAGGACAUGGGAUGAGUGAGACGAGCAGGCACCAGGAUCACAGCCGAGGGAGCAGCGGAGAAGGGAGACAUGAAGCCAAACUUGGAGGUCAACAAACGCCACUGACAACUGGAUUUCACUCAACCAUCUCCAACUUUAAAGGGGAGAAUGGCGUCGGUGCGGUGCCCGCCAUGGCGUCUGUGUCCAGGGAGAGAGUGCGCGGUCGGGGCAUCAAGGACUGUCCCUACUGUGGCAAAGCGUUUCGCUCCUCUCACCAUCUCAAAGUCCACCUCCGAGUGCACACAGGUGAGCGUCCGUACAAGUGCCCUCACUGUGACUACGCUGGGACUCAGUCUGGAUCUCUGAAGUACCACCUGCAGAGGCACCACCGCGAGCAGAGGAACGCCGCCGCCGCAGCCGCCGCCAACGCCAACGUCUCGUCUGGACUCAGCGCCGCUCUCAACAACCACGGUCUUUCCUCUGGGACCUCUUUGCUCGUGAAACAACGGCGAUCUCAGCAAAGCCACGGACCGAUCAACCGCACCACUGCGGACACGCCCACUUCCAGGUCCACAGCCAAUCAGCAGGCGUUCGGGCUCCUGGCACUUCCUGACCAGGCCGACCACCACAAAGCCAUGUCUGCUUUGAGAGACACGGAUUUGGAAAGCCAGUAUCGCUAUCUGUCUGGUAUGAUGGGCACACUGUACCAGGAGGGCAACUGGAUCCGGGAAUCUCCACCUCCAAAAGUGGCCAAAGUAUCAAGACGCAAACCUUUAACCACGAGUCGAAUGGUUCAGCCCCCGAAAGAUGGCGAAACUACUUCAGAUGGCAAGUUUGAACCACUGGAUUUGUCAAGACGCACUUCUCCUGGUUUGGGAGGGUCAGAAGAAGACGGGAUGGUAACGUUUAGCGAAAUCGAAAAUGAGCAAUGCGGCGUUAAACUUAGUGAAUGCGUUUUUUGCCCUUUCCGCACGUCUUCGGCUGAACUGAUGACGAUGCACCUCCAGGUCAACCACACCAGUAAGUCCCGGCGCAAGAGAAGUUCAGUCACUGCUCCAGACGAUGAUGGUAACAGCAAGUUUUCCCAGUUUGAUGCAAAUCCGGAUUCUCCUGGAUUAUGGAAAAAAAUGAGCAGUUUGGACCAACCAGAGUGGUCAACAAAUGGCGAAUUAUCCGAAAACGCAGGAAUGGAUUUCAAAGAAAUGGAAGAUGACAACCAAGAAGAAGAUUUUGUUGAAAAUUUGGAUGAAACAAGUUCGGAAAAUACCCCUGAACGUGAUCAGGAUGCAGGAAUGUCCACUAGUUUAUCACCUGCACCAAUGUCCAAUGUUGACGAAGAUGAAGAAAUGGAUUAAAUGUAUUGGAGAUAGCAGUUUUUUUUUGUUGUUUUUUUUAAUUCUCCACUUUGUAAAGAGAAAGUGGUUGAAUUGAAUCAAGAUUUUGCCAUUUGGCUAUUACCACUAGAGCACAAAAGAUCAAGGAUGCUACUUUUAAAGAAUUUCUGGAACAUUUUUUUGUAUUUUAACGUGAAAUAGUGACAAGAGGAACGCGAACGGCAUUCUUAGGAAUCAUAUCUUGAACGGACCAUGGCUGUGAAUGCAUAAGCCAGUUUCUUCCAUAAAGGCAGAAAUUUGAGGAGUCGCCAAGUUGUCAAUCAUUUACGUAACUGCUAGAGCUAAUUUAGCUUGGCGAUAAUUUCCUCAACUAAAACUCACUGCCUUUGGGUUCUGGCAAAUAUUUUCCGAAGUUACAAAUGGAAGAAAACUACGUAUAAUUUUAUUUUUAAAGUGCAUAUGACAGAUUAGACUACUCAUUUCACAGUUAACAUAAUCAUAUUUAAGAUUUAACUAAAAUUAUUGCCUAUUUUUUCAUUUUUUUAUUUUUUAUUUGUGUGACAUUUAUAAUUUUACUUCCUUGUUGGACACGGGCAGUUGAUAAGACUUACACAGAGGUAAUCACAUAACUGUUACCUA